AAUUCACAAAGCUUUUUUUGCCGAUACCGGUCGUUAUGUAAACGAUUUCACACGUUAUUGAAGCAAGUCCAAUUCACUAAACGAUUUAACGCUUGUAAAAAUCAUCAAAUAACGUUUCACUACACGGAACCGAUAUUUUUAGUUUUGAGUCGUUAUUGAACGUAUUGAUCGUUGUUUUAACGACUCAAAUCGUUAAAUAUGUACAGAAGUGCAAUUCACAAAGGUUUUUUAGACAGUUAACGAUCGCUAAGCAAUCGUUAAAUAAGCACCUCCCUGAGGGUGGCGUUAUGACAUUUCCCAGGCGAUAUUUCAUUUGUUGAGAGGAAUUUUUUGGCGGUUCAGGCUUGUAGUCAAUUUUGUUAGGAGUUUUGUGCAAGAUGGAACCAUUUGGAUGUGCUCUAUUUGAACUGAAACUGAUCCAGAGGCGAAGAAGGACACGUCAGAAUGUCGUUCAGAUAGAGAAACGUGUAUUCCGUUCACGUACCUUUUUGGAUCAAUUUACUGAAACCCAGGUGAUAGCCAAAUUCAGAUUAUCCUCUCCCAUGAUACAUUCCCUGUAUGAUGAAAUACACUUGGCCCUAGAAACACGCACGCGGAGAAGUAAUGCAGUACCAGGUCUUGUGCGUUUUUUGGCAGUACUUCAUUUUUUAGGAAAGGCCUCAUACCAACAUGUCAGUGGUGAGAUUGUUGGCAUCUCACAACCCAGUUUUUCCCGCUGCUUGGUGGAGGUCCUGCAAGCACUGCGACAACUUGCUCCAAAAUACAUACACAUGGGCAAGUCACGUGAAGAGCGGGAUCAAAUUAAACGUGGUUUUUUUGACCUAGCAGGAAUGCCCAAUGUCAUUGGGGCAAUAGACUGCACCCAUGUGCCAUUAUGUCCCCCAUCAGAACAGGAGCACAUCUACCGAAACCGUAAGGCUUACCAUUCCCUCAACAUCCAGGUGAUCUGUGAUUCAAACCUCAUAAUCCGUGAUGUUGUCACCGGCUUUCCAGGAUCCUGUCAUGAUGCCCAUAUAUUGCGCCAAUCGGGAAUAUAUGAUACUCUGGACAAGGACUUAGAAAAUAAUGGAUGGCUGCUGGGAGAUGCUGGUUACCCCUGUCUACCAUGGCUCUUAACACCUAUCAACAGGCCAUCCUCUCCUGCAGAAGCAGCUUACAAUGUUGCUCAUACCAAAACAAGAGUGGUUAUCGAAAGAUGCUUUGGUGUCCUAAAGAGCCGUUUCCGUUGCAUGUCCUUGUCUGGUGGAUUCCUUCAGUAUUCCCCCAGUAAGGUAGCUGAUAUGUUCCCAGCAUGCAGCAUUCUCCAUAACAUUGCAAGGCAUGGAGGACUACAAGAGGAACUAGACACCACAGUGGAGGAUGACAUGCCCACAAUUCCAGUGGAAAAUGAUCACAGGGGAAACGCAGCAAGAAGUAAACUGAUUACAAACUAUUUUUCAGGUUAACCCAACUAUAAAAACUUUGGAGAAAUAACAUAAAAUUAAGACAGGAGUACAAAAAUUGCCAAAAAAUGAAUCUUUAUUUUGUUUUUGUAUUUUCACUUUGUUUUACUUCUUUUGCAUUUAUUUUUUAUCUUGUAAAACAUUCAACAUUAACAGUUUCAAACAUAUAAAAUAAAAGUUUCACUUAAAAGUCUUCUACAAAACAAAAGUGUGUUUGAAUUCUUUAUUGCAACAAGUGUAAGUGUGGGUUAUACACGCAAAAAUUCUGUUCAUCUGCUAAUAAGUACCAACAUUUUUUUGACAUUAGUGAGAAGCAAUAAAAUAGAAGACCGAACUGUGUGCCAAAGACAGUUGAAAUGCUGCAGUUGCCUGAAACCAUGUCCUUGCCAGAAAGAUGGUGAAUGAAAUGAGUGCUGUUAACUGCGUUGUGUGGGAGAGGGGAGAAAUGAAAUAAAACUAAAAUAAAUACCACCAAUUGGCGUAAUGGCAGAUGGCUAUAGCCAACCUAAGGUAAGGAGAGUAAGUGACCUGUAAAGAAGCCGUUGAUAUGCAAACCAAUAAAUAACACAAUAAUUGAAUCAUAAUAUUAUAUUUUUGGUGUGAUUUAUUGUUUUGUAUAUCAUCACCUUCAUCACUGGUCACUUAACUCUACCUUUGGUUGCCUAUAGUCAUCUACCAUUACCCCAAAUGUUAUAUAUAUUUUAAUUUCUCCUCUCCACCCCACACCGCAGUUACCAUCACUCAUUUCAUUACUGAGAAACAAUGCACGUUAGUUAAAAUGUUAACUACUCCAGGCAGGGCAUUUGAAAGAUGGAAAAGCGGUCGUCUACAACUUGCAGAAACAUUUUUAACCUCAUUAGUCAGGAAAUGAUACCUACAUUCCAUACCAAUAACAUGUGGUUUCAAAAGUAACAGAAA
Messenger RNA from Rana temporaria (common frog), 2360 nucleotides. Its product is annotated as putative nuclease HARBI1. The coding region runs from base 378 to 1445 and encodes 355 amino acids. The transcript is spliced from 3 exons. NCBI's taxonomy places the organism in Eukaryota, Metazoa, Chordata, Amphibia, Anura, Ranidae. The record is from RefSeq and is a predicted model, not a curated record.